Molecule: messenger RNA, 1744 nt
Organism: Acomys russatus (golden spiny mouse)
Lineage: Eukaryota; Metazoa; Chordata; Mammalia; Rodentia; Muridae
Gene: Retreg3
Product: reticulophagy regulator family member 3
Exons: 9
Coding region: 119-1519 (466 amino acids)
Biological process (GO): reticulophagy
Source: RefSeq, a predicted model, not a curated record
CCCCGCGCACGGCCCCGGUCCCUCCCCGCCCAGCCGCAGCCAAAUCGCGCUCCUGCGCAGUUGGUGUUAUUGUGACUGCCGGGCCGUGGCCCCGGAUGUUGUGGCUGCUGGAGGGGAGAUGGAGGAAGCCGAAGGGGUGGCCGCGGCCCCCGGCCCAGCUUCGGGGGUGGCUUUCAAGGGCCGCCGAGCUAUGCCCGGCUCUUGGGAGCGCGACCAGCAGGUUGAGGCUGCGCAGCGGGCCCUGGUGGAGGUGCUGGGGCCCUACGAGCCUCUGCUGAGCCGGGUGCAGGCUGCCCUGGUGUGGGAGCGGCCCGCCAGGAGCGCCCUGUGGUGCCUGGGGCUGAACGCGGCGUUCUGGUUUUUUGCACUGACAUCCCUUCGUUUUGUGUUUUUACUUGCGUUCAGCUUGAUGAUCAUUGUCUGUAUUGACCAAUGGAAGAAUAAAAUUUGGCCCGAAAUAAAAGUGCCACGACCUGACGCGUUAGACAAUGAGAGCUGGGGCUUUGUGCACCCUCGGUUGCUCAGCGUGCCCGAGCUCUGUCACCAUGUAGCUGAAGUCUGGGUUAGUGGGACCAUUUUCAUAAGGAACCUUUUGCUUUUCAAAAAGCAAAACCCAGGCAAGUUCUGCUUGCUGAGCUGUGGGAUCCUGACCUUUUUGGCCAUGUUGGGCCGCUACGUCCCUGGGCUCCUGCUGUCCUACGUGAUGCUUGUCACUGUUAUGAUGUGGCCUCUUGCUGUGUAUCACCGACUGUGGGAUCGAGCCUAUGUGUGGCUGAAGCCGGCUCUGCAGCGGCUGGACUUCAGUGUCCGUGGCUACAUGAUGUCAAAGCAGAGAGAAAGACAAUUGCGCCGCAGAGCUCUACACCCUGAACGUGCCGUGGACAACCACAGUGACAGUGAGGAGGAGCUUGCUGCCUUCUGUCCUCAGCUGGACGAUUCUACUGUCGCCAGGGAAUUGGCUAUCACAGAUUCGGAGCACUCUGAUGCUGAGGUCUCCUGUACAGACAAUGGCACGUUUAACCUGUCAAGAGGCCAAACACCUCUUACAGAAGGUUCUGAAGACCUAGAUGGUCACAGCGAUCCAGAGGAAUCAUUUGCCAGAGACCUUCCAGACUUUCCUUCUAUUAACGUGGAUCCUGCCGGCCUGGAUGAUGACGAUGACACCAGCAUUGGGAUGCCAAGCUUGAUGUACCGCACCCCACCGGGGCCUGGAGAGACCCAUGUCCUGCCUGCCAGUCGGGACGAGGCCGCACUGCCUGAGCUCCUGCUUGGUUCCCUUCCUGGAGGUUCUAACCUUACCAGCAACCUUGCCAGCUUGGUCUCCCAGGGUAUGAUCCAGCUGGCCUUGUCAGGGGCCUCCCAGACAGACCUUUCUGGCCCACCUCCCCGAAGAGCAGCAAGAGGCGUCCUCCGGGCCCCUAGUUCAGACCUGGACACUGAUGCUGAGGGAGAUGAUUUUGAACUUCUGGACCAAUCAGAGCUGAAUCAGCUAGACCCUGCCAGUUCCAGAAGCCACUGAGAAGAGACUCCUUUAAGGGGGGUCACUGUGAUUUUUUUUUUCUCCCCACCCCACUUACUGUGAUGGGGCAAGGGAAGAACCCAGUCUUGUCCCCUGAGUUUUAUCUGUGUUCUGGGUGGCCUGGCUGAUGCAGAGGCCUGCUGAGAGAACAUAUUCAUUACCGUGCUGCCAGCUAGACACCAUUUCUGUGCUUAGUCACUGAAGUGGAACGCGCUCCCUGCAGGG